This is a messenger RNA of Charadrius vociferus (killdeer), 2305 nucleotides long. It is a transcript of the gene TRABD2B, whose product is annotated as TraB domain containing 2B. Gene Ontology annotation, cellular component: organelle membrane. The coding region runs from base 1 to 1482 and encodes 493 amino acids. The record is from RefSeq and is a predicted model, not a curated record. NCBI's taxonomy places the organism in Eukaryota, Metazoa, Chordata, Aves, Charadriiformes, Charadriidae. Gene Ontology annotation, biological process: negative regulation of Wnt signaling pathway. Gene Ontology annotation, molecular function: metalloendopeptidase activity; Wnt-protein binding. The transcript has 7 exons.
AUGACGGGACACCCCCAAGGAGAGCUCAACUCCUUCCUCUGGACCAUCCGCCGUGACCCCCCUGCCUAUCUCUUCGGCACCAUCCACGUGCCCUACACGCGGGUGUGGGACUUCAUCCCGGACAACUCCAAGGCCGCCUUCCACGCCAGCUCCAGCGUCUACUUCGAGCUGGACCUCACCGACCCCUACACCAUCUCCGGGCUGGCCAGCUGCCAGAUGCUGCCCCACGGGGAGAACCUGCAGGACGUGCUGCCCCGGGAACUCUACCGCCGACUCAAACGCCACCUGGACUACAUCAAGCUGAUGCUGCCCCACUGGAUGACCCCGGACCAGCGGGGCAAAGGGCUCUAUGCUGACUACCUCUUCAACGCCAUCGCCGGCAACUGGGAGCGCAAGAGGCCCGUCUGGGUGAUGCUCAUGGUGAACUCCUUGACGGAGACGGACAUCCGCUCCAGAGGGGUGCCGGUGCUCGAUCUCUACCUGGCCCAGGAGGCCGAGAGGAUGAAGAAGACGACAGGCGCAGUAGAGAGGGUGGAGGAGCAGUGUCACCCGCUGAACGGGCUCAACUUCUCCCAGGUGCUGUUUGCUCUAAACCAAACUCUGCUCCAACAUGAAAGCCUCCGAGCAGGUAGUUUGCAGGCCCCGUAUACCACUGAAGAUCUCAUCAAGCAUUAUAACUGUGGAGACCUGAAUGCUGUCAUAUUCAACCAUGACACUUCUCAGGUCCCUAACUUCAUCAACACCACGCUCCCACCCCACGAGCAGGUGACGGCUCAGGAGAUAGACAGCUACUUCAGACAGGAGCUCAUCUACAAGAGGAAUGAGAGGAUGGGGAAGAGAGUGAUGGCGCUUUUAAGGGAGAACGCAGACAAGAGUUUCUUCUUUGCCUUUGGAGCAGGUCACUUCCUGGGUAACAACACUGUGAUUGAUGUACUGAGACAAGCAGGAUUUGAAGUGGAGCACACCCCUCCUGGACAACCAAUUGGAAAUUCGAGGACGACAAAGACAAGCCCGGCCUUAGAAGGGACCUCAGCGACAGCCCUGCCUGCUGUCCAGCUUUCUGAGCAGGUCCCACUGACUUCUCCUUCCCUGAAGCCCCUACAGAUGGAUGAAGAAGACAGCCUCUCUCCUCACCUCCUGUUGCCAGACAGCAUCAGCCAGCUGGAAGAGUUUGGCAGGCAGAAGAAAUGGCACAAGAAGCAGCACAAACACCAUCGCCAGAGGCAGUUCAAUGACCUCUGGGUUCGGAUAGAAGACAGCACCACCACGUUCCCUUCCUAUAUCAGGAUAACCAACAGCUACAUCACAGUCAAACCUCCCAUUUGGAUUUCAAACCGGCUGGACCAGAGACCGCGUUCAGAUCUCCCAUCCCAGCCUCAGCCUACAAGCUCAGCUUCAGCCAGCGUUUUAUGGCCAUCAAUAACUUCUCCUCUCUGCGUGGCCAUAACUUCUUUCCUCCUGAAUCUACUGCAGCCUUCCUGACCACAUUAGUAUUACGUGCAAUCCCUUGGAGUAGAGAAGAGAGAUAAUUUAUGAAUGAAUUGGAGGUUAAGACAACAACAGUUACAAGCUGGACCUUCUCGGUGAAUCAGUAGUGCCUUCUAGCUGAUUUUGUCUCUUUGCCCAGAUACAUUUUGAAACUCUAAAGCUUUAUUGUAACACUGACUUACAUCUUCUUUUUGUAGAAGGAUCUUUAUUUCCCAUAGUGCUAUGGGGUUUUGUAAAAUAUACAUGUUCAUAUAAAGAAAAAAAAGGAAAAGAAAAAAUGUAUUUAUUCGACUGGUAAACUUAUUUUUCUUGUUGUAUAUGUUAAUAACAUACUUAUUAAUCAGUAGCGAUGGUGAAACAGAUAAAUUAAUAUUUUCUAUAUUUGUUUUCUAACUGACAACUCUGCAAAUGUCUGAAGUGACACCAAAUGAAUGGCUUCUUUGUUUCUUUAACCAUUACUUUUUACAGCAACUGUCCAAUAAGUACAUUUCUACUGAACUUCUUUACUUUACAUAUUUUUAAUCUCGUUCACAUAGCUUACACUGAGUAAAGCAGAUCUUGCUCUCUGUGGCCUAUGCCCCUUAGAAAAAUAGGUGUGUUCUUAACUCAAGUUAGCUGCUACAACCUAAAAUCCCAGUUAUUUUUAUAUGACUUAGUAAGUCAUCAGUCAAGAUAACCCUCUAAGUUCUCUGUUGUCUUUAACUAAACUAUUUAACUUCUUUGGAAAUUGCCAACUUCCCUCUUUGCCCUGGGAUUAAUUCAUUAGGUAAUGCAAAUUAAGACAGCUUUUUCUUAAUAAAAAAAUUCUUUUAAAGUC